Messenger RNA from Kalmanozyma brasiliensis GHG001, 969 nucleotides. RefSeq names its product DNA methylase, N-6 adenine-specific, eukaryotic. Gene Ontology annotation, biological process: methylation. Gene Ontology annotation, molecular function: protein-lysine N-methyltransferase activity; nucleic acid binding. The transcript has a single exon. Lineage: Eukaryota; Fungi; Basidiomycota; Ustilaginomycetes; Ustilaginales. The record is from RefSeq and is a predicted model, not a curated record. The coding region runs from base 1 to 969 and encodes 322 amino acids.
AUGACUGAUCCAUCAUCCAGCACGACAUCAGCAAAGCCAGAAGACGGCGAGCCAUACGAUCUGGACACGUCGGCCCUAGCGGCGCUGGACACCUUCCGCGCCCAAAAAGCCGCCGGCGAAGCAUCCCUACUCAAGUUCUCCCAAUCCUCCUCCUCUUCCUCUCGCAAGAAGAAGACAAAACGACCAAAAGAAGAGCGCAAGCUGACACCUGAAGAGGAAGCGGCAGAGGAAGCAAAGGCGGAGGCGGCGCUGCUAGCUGAGAUCGAGGCGAUAGCGGACCUCGAACGGCUCAACGGUGUUGCGCCCGACUCGGCGGAUUCCAUGCUUGCGGCUCUCUCGUCGCGGCUCGAAGUGGACGACGUGGAUAACGACGAAGAGAAGAGCCUGGAUGUGGACACCUUCCGGCAAACAUUCGGGGAGAGCUGGCAGCUGUCGCAAUUCUGGUAUUCAGCCAAGUUCGUGCAUGAGCUCUCGCAGCUCAUCUUUCGACUCGUCUCCCCACCGUCCACCGACAUUCUCACGGACAGUCAGGCGGUCAAGGCAGCAUUUGGAGACGCGAGAGUGGCAUUCCUCUGCUGCCCGACAGCGUGGGUCGGCUUCGUCCACGAGUACCCAUCGCUCCGAUCACAAGCCUUCGUAUUCGAGGUCGACAAACGGUUCCACGCACUCAGCAAGACAAGCUUUGUCUACUACAACCUACACGAGCCGGAAGCCGUACCAAAGGAGCUGCUGGGCACGUUCGACGUCCUGGUCUCUGACCCGCCCUUCCUCAACGCCGACACGCAGGGCAAAGUCGCCCAAACAGCACGACUGCUCGCGAAAGACAACGCCAAGUUCCUCCUCUGCACAGGCGAUAGCAUCGCCGAAGAAGCGCGGAAGAUGUACGGCUCACCACCACUGGAAAAGCUCGAACUCGAGGUGGAACAUCAUGGUCUCGCAAAUGCGUUUGGCAUUUGGGGUCGCGUCUAA